Pocillopora verrucosa is the source of this 3642-nucleotide messenger RNA. Lineage: Eukaryota; Metazoa; Cnidaria; Anthozoa; Scleractinia; Pocilloporidae. The record is from RefSeq and is a predicted model, not a curated record.
AUGGCGGUAACGUUCAAUACAGAGCAGCUAAACUACUACAGAAUUUGUUACGUUGCCACCGAUGUAUUAGCCGAAGGUCUGCGGAAAGUCUUCAAACAAGAAUGGGACAAUCGCUACAAAUCAACGCUGGGAGAAUGGGAAGAUUCAAGUAAAAGUGGAAGUGACUUUUAUCGCCUGGAGUCAGGGCAAAACCAACAAAAAUAUGCCCAUCGUUUGAGUACCAUGGUUAGAGGUGACACAGCUGAGUGGGAUUGUGCUAUGUUGUUUUAUGCCGUCCUCUCCUCUAAUGCUAUCUACAGUCUUAAUUCAACCGUUCGCCGUCAUGUGGAAUUUCUGAGACAAUUCCGUUCUGUCCAAUUUGUCCACAUACCACGAGGAAGUCUCUCGGAUGUGCAAUUCAAUAGCGCCACUACUGAAGUUGAAAACGCAUUUCGAGCCCUUGGUCUUGACACUAAUAGUAUUCAAGAAAUAAAACGUCAAAACAGUUUUUCCACUAAAGAGCUGCAACGUGUCUCGAAGGAGGUUGACGAUCUCAGAAUGAAACUGGAAGAGAAAGAGGAGGUAGUACAGGCUCUUGAGGGACAACGAGAGUCACUUGAAAGUCAGCUAAACUGCUAUGUCGCUUCAUUUUGCAUCCUCCCUGCUUGUCCUUCACACGACGUUUCGCCUCGCCAUCGUGAAGUUGCGGAAAUAAUGCAAGAGCUUAAACGACUCAAGUGUGCAAGUGAAAAUACUGUAACAUACCUGUAUUUGUCAGGAAAUCCUGGGUGUGGAAAAUCACAGCUGGCCCGUUUAGUUGGCAAGCAGUUGUACAAUGAAUUCCAAGAGUCUGUCGCGUCUUCAUUUGUAAUGACAUUAGAAGCUAGUAGCUCAGAAGCACUUUUCGCAUCGUACUUAUAUCUUGCUCGAAAUUGUAAAUGUGCUGAGUAUGCAUUGACAAACAUUAUGAGCGCUAAGGAUUUGAACGUAGACCAGAAGAUUUCAAAUCUCAAGACCUUAAUAAACGCAAAGAUUGCGCUUUACGCUUCAUGGGUGAUAAUUGUUGACAAUGUCAUAAACGGAUCUAGUAUCCAUGUCCAUUUGCCAAGAGCAGGGGAUGAACUAUGGGGAAGGGGACAGAUGCUAGUGACAACCCAGGACACUGCAUCUAUCCCUUUAACAAGCCCUUCCAUCAAACAUAUCUCUGUCAGCCAAGGUAUGGACCCUGUCGAUGCCAGGCAUUUGUUGCAACUGCUCUCGGGAAUCAUGGACAGUGAUAUGGAGGAAGAAGUAGCGCGGGCGUUGGAUUUUCAGCCUCUUGCUUUGGCAAGCGCUGCCACUUGUGUCAGAGAAUUUCGCAGUGUUACCAAGAGUUUUGACUGGAAGGACUACCUUGGGAAACUAGAGAGAGGCCACAGAGCAAGCACUGAGUCUAAUCUUUUAAAGACUAACCCAAGUUAUGGAAGAUCCAUGACCGAAGCAGUAACAGCCGCCUUAGUGGAGGCCAUGGCGUCCGACAAAAUCCUGAAGCACGUAUCAAUUUUCCUCUCUGUGUGUGCACCACGACCACUGAAUGUAAACGUAAUUGUUAAGUACGUAAUGAACAUGGAUGAUAGCUGUGAAGACGAAGACUUCAUUACGUUGAAGAUGAGCAGGAGCCCCAUGUUAUUCUUUGUUGAGGAAGAGAACGAUAUUUAUGUUCGAGUUCAUCAGAUUGUGCAUGAGGUACUGAAAGGAUUAGUCAAGGAGUCCCUUCCCACAGACAUCUUAAAAUCCGUUCAAGGAGCUUUGCAAGCAUUUUGUCAGGUUCUCGGAGAUAGUCCUGUUGAUGACUUGCCUGACAACAUUGUUCCACACCUCGAGGCUAUAAUCAUGGAGAUUUCCAUUCUGGACUUAGACUUCCAAAACAUCACGCCGGCCAUUCCUCAGAGUAUUGUUACAAAAUUUGGUAAACUGUGCGAGAGUCAAGGUAGAUUGGUGUCAGCAAAAAGUUACUUUCAAUUGGCGUUAUCACUGACGAUCAGUACGGACGAGAUGGAUGAAGCAAAAAUCAAGUCGUUGAUUGCAAGUGUAGACGUACAUUUGGGUGAUUUCAACGAGGCCCUUUCUUAUUUUGAAAGUACCCUAUCAACCUUUUCGAAAGUACUUGGACCACAGCAUUUAGAAGUUGCAGCUGUAUAUAGUUGCAUAGGUUCAGUUCUACAAAAGAUGAAUGAACGGCAGAAAGCCCUGGAUUACCUUUUGAAAGCUUUAAUGAUUCGGCAGAACGCCCUUGGUCCCGACCAUGUUGAGGUUGCGAGAAGUUAUAACAACUUGGGUACCCUUUUCUGUGCGUUGCUCGACUUGACACAAGCUAAAGAAUACCACCAACGUGCCUUGGCUAUUUACUUAAAAGAAGAGGGACCUGAGCAUGUCGACGUUGCCACAUCCUACAAGGAAUUAGGAAAUGUUUCCCGUGCAACUGGUGCGUUGGAACAGGCUAAAGAGUAUAUUAAUCAUGCAUUGGAAAUUCGUCUGAAAAAGUUGGGCCCUGAGGAUGUUGAAGUGGCAACCUGCUACAAUGACCUGGGCCUUGUGCACUGUGACUUAGGUGACCUUGAACGAGCUAAGGAUCUUUUCGAUCGUGCGAUAUCUGUGUUUCGCAGAAAGCUUAGUCCUAAUCACAUUUAUUUUGCAACAAUGAAUAGUAACUUAGGUUUUUUGUACAGCAAGAUGGGUGAACUGUAUCAAGCCAAGAAGUAUUAUGAACUUGCACACGCCGGUUUUCUUAAAUUGAGAGGACCCGACCAUGUUAAUGUAGCCAAUUCUGCUAGAGCACUUGCUAAAGUAAACUGCGACCUGGGAGACCUGCAGGAGGCCAAACGUCUCUAUCAAAGCGUCUUAGACAUUUGCCUGAAGCUUACAGGCCCUGAACAUAACGAUGUGGCACAAACUUAUUACAACUUGGGUUUUGUUGACAAUGAGAUGGGGAAAUUUGAGCAAGCGAGAGAGUCUUAUGAACGAGCUUUAGAGUUGGGACUUAAAAAGCUCGGACCUGGACAUGUUGACGUUGCUACUAUUUACUGUGGUUUUGGUCUUGUUCUUCAUAACAUGGGUGACCUGAGAACUGCAAAGAUGCAUUUUGAGCGCGCGCUUAAAAUUUAUCAAGAAACACUCGAUCCCGAGAAUCCAAAAAUUGCAUCUUUGUAUAAUAACAUGGGUGUUUUGUUUCGCACCACCGGUGACUUGGAGAAGGCAAAGGAUUAUCAUGUUAAGGCCCUAGCCAUCCGUCGUAAAAACUUCGGGAACGACAGUGUGCAAGUGGCAACAACUUUAAACGACAUGGCUCUUGUGCACUCUGAACAGGGUGACUUUCAUCAAGCCAAGGAGUGUUAUCAAUUCGCUCUGUCCAUUUACUUCGCCAAGUCAGGAAGAGAUCAUUUGCAAGUGGCACAUGUUUAUAGCAACUUAGGCUCUUUGAACAGCGAGUUAGGUGAUCUUCAGCAAGCAAAAGAAUGUUACGAACAUGCCUCUCAUUUGUACCUCAAAAAGUUGGGUCCUGAGAAUGAUUGUGUCGCCAGCUCUUUCAAUGAUCUUUCCCGAGUGUAUCAUAAGAUGGGGGAUCUUCAACAGGCAAAGAGUUACUGUGAUAAAGCUCUAGCCAUUUGGCGGAAAAAGAAGUGA